AAGCAGCUGGCUCACAGGCAGACCGAAUUCUGCAGCCAGCAAAGGACCUGCGCAGCCCCUGCUGCUUCCUGCCUUGUGGUUAUUUUUUUUCCUGGAAUACAGACCUGACCUUGGGAGCAAGAUGUGCAAGGGACUCGCUGCACUGCCAGCCACUUGCUUAAAAAGUGCCAAGGAUAUGAAGCAUCGUCUGGGUGUCUUGCUGCAGAAGUCAGACUCCUGUGACUAUGGCUCUCCACAGGGCAAGAAGGAGAAAGUAUCUCCAAGCCAGAGGGUUAGCCAAGAGGAAGUCAAAAAGUGGGCAGAGUCAUUGGAAAAUUUGAUCCAUCAUGACAGAGGUCUGGCUGCUUUCCGUGCUUUUCUCAAAUCUGAGUACAGUGAGGAAAACAUCGAGUUCUGGGUCAGUUGUGAGGACUACAAGAAAACCAAGUCACCAGCCAAGCUCAGCCCCAAGGCCAGGAAGAUAUAUGAUGAAUUCAUCUCUGUGCAGGCAACAAAAGAGGUCAACCUGGAUUCAUGCACACGGGAGAAGACGAGCCACAAUAUGCUGGAGCCUACACUGUCCUGCUUUGAUGAGGCUCAGAGAAAAAUAUUCACCCUCAUGGAGAAGGAUUCUUACCGCCGUUUCCUCAAGUCCCCCUACUACCUGGACUUGGUCAGCCCACCCACAGCUGGCUGUGGGCCCGAAAACUGCAAAAGAGCCCAGGCUCAUGCCAUAGACUGUAACUCUAAUAUCAUUUCCCAGUGUGCCUGAACCUGCAGUGAGGUCAGGAGCAGGCUGGGCUCUCGUAGGAAUAUAUGGCAGCAAAAGCAUUCAUUGGCAUGAAGCAACAGAGCUGUCUUCAGUAGCUGUCUAAUGUCCCCAUUGUGUCCCGUGUCAUGCAGCAGCCAGCAUUUGUAACCCAAACCAGGCUCAGUUUGUGUAGCAAACCCUCCGACUCCGACUGUGUAGGAGCCCUGGGGUCUGUCUGAUGUGAGAGCGCAGUGAGGUCACUGUGGGUCCAUUUCUGACAAGCACUGAGCCCAGGAGGGUGGGAGCAGCAGGGAAGGGGCACACACACUCACACCUAGUGCUGGCCAUAAAGGGAACAGUCUCAUGGUGUCACGGUGUGACGCGUAGCAAGGAGCAGGGAGGCCACGCAAGGUGGUGUGGACUGAUACCUCUCACCCCUUCUAAUCAGCAAGAGCUUAGGUGGGAAGGAAGGACUUGGUCUGGUCCUUAGCUGUUUGUAUAGCUCCCAGCUAUCAGGCACAGGAAGAGCUCCACUCUUUCUUGAAGGGAGAUCAACACUUUCAGGCUAGCACACAGUCUCCUAUGGUCAUUACACAAAAUUGCAUGAAAGCUAUCUCUGAGCUGCUUUUCCUGUCUGUAGCAUCUAGAUGAAGUUGGGUGAGGACCUUAUGUUUUUUUAAGGCUGCACAGAGCUAUUAUUUGGGGGGAGGUUCAGUUUUUUGAACAUAAUUGUACCCUUCACACUCCCAAACUAAAUCUAUCAUUCUUAUACUAUAGCAGAGCAGAACUGAAACAUGUUCCUUCUCUUCUAGACAGAUAUUAGUAACUCCUGAACGCAGGUUUGCCUGUCCUGACUUGAAUGAAGCAAUUUGUAAUGGACUAAGACCACUAUUACAACAGCUAAGGAGGGAAGGCGCUGCUUGGGAAUACUUGAAAUAUUACAGGCUUUUUUUUUUGUUAGUUUGUUAGUUUGUUUGCUUUUUAAGUUAUUAAUGUAAGUUAUUCAUGUCAUCCAGUAGUUGCAUUACUCACUUUUGUCCUGAAGAUGGUGGAAGGGGUGUGCUGGCCUCGCUACUGCUCCUGGGCUCUGGUCAUACUCUCCCCAGCUCUCAGUCUUUCCCUAGCUGGAAAUUGCUGCUCUGACAGCCAUACAUUCCUCGCACUGCAUCCCUGCUCAGACAACUGUCCUCACAGGGGUUCUGACAUGGCAGAAGGCUGUGGCUCUCCAGUAGGUGCUUUGAGGCCCACACAAAAGCAUCACUUCCCACAUUUGCUUUCUUUUGCAUUUCUUUGUAUGCUGACACAUACCACCCUGCAUGUUCAGCUGCAAGAUGGAGAGCUUCUAAUACUCUGAGCAUAGCUGAGCAUGUGGCUAUGUUUUAUUUGCCUCUGGUACUGGGAACUCUUGACAACUCUUGCAAAAAAAAUGUAUUGAUAUUUAAAUAAUAAUGAAUACAUACUAAAUAAAACAUAUUUGGAUUA
This is a messenger RNA of Lagopus leucura (white-tailed ptarmigan), 2212 nucleotides long. RefSeq names its product regulator of G protein signaling 4 (gene RGS4). Lineage: Eukaryota; Metazoa; Chordata; Aves; Galliformes; Phasianidae. The coding region runs from base 122 to 751 and encodes 209 amino acids. The record is from RefSeq and is a predicted model, not a curated record. The transcript is spliced from 5 exons.